This is a messenger RNA of Daktulosphaira vitifoliae (grape phylloxera), 748 nucleotides long. RefSeq lists its product as uncharacterized. The coding region runs from base 155 to 598 and encodes 147 amino acids. The record is from RefSeq and is a predicted model, not a curated record. Lineage: Eukaryota; Metazoa; Arthropoda; Insecta; Hemiptera; Phylloxeridae. The transcript is spliced from 5 exons.
GUCAUGCUGUAUUAUACAAAAACAGAAAAUUUACAUAAAAGAUUUAACUUUAUUUAUUGCACUCUUACUGAGUAUACAGUGAUUUGUACAAAAUUUUUAAUUAAUUCUAGGAAGAUAAAUUUUAUUACUUCUUCAAUAUUGGAAUCGAACUAAAAUGAAUCACGUGAUUUUUCAAUUUUUGCAUGUGCUUAGUUUCAUAUAUCUCAUGAACUCGUUGAAUAAUGAGUACGAUGUGGGAGAUGAUGAAAUUAUACAAACUUUAGGUGUUGACUAUAAAAAUAGAAUAAAUGAACAAUGCAUAUGCAUUUCAAAAAUUAAAAAUAUUGAAAAUACUAUGAAUGAUAAAAAUAAAUGUGAAAUUGACAUUCCUAAGCAUGUCAAUGAAGAAUUUAUAAUAUUUUUGAGGCAAGGUACGAUAGAAAAAUUCUAUACGAAUGUAACAAACUUGGUAUGUACGAAUGAAAACAAAAAAGAUUAUCACACCAAAGUAAGAGAUUGUUUAAGACUAUUCUAUAAAAAUGUGCUCCGGUUAGGAAAUAAACGUUUAUCUAUUAGAAUUGCCGAAGUUAUGAAUAAAAUGUUGUUUGAUGAGGAUUGAAUAAAAUAAAAUCCCAAGUCUAAAACUGCAAAAAUUAGUUAAACUUAAUCAAUCACUUAUUUUCAAUUACGUUAUUUCAAAAUGUUGUCUAAAAUAUAAUUUAUUAUAAUAUAAUAGUUUAUUUAAAAAAAUAAAAUAAUUGUUGAUUAA